This is a messenger RNA of Propithecus coquereli (Coquerel's sifaka), 1053 nucleotides long. Its product is annotated as olfactory receptor 52H1-like. The coding region runs from base 39 to 974 and encodes 311 amino acids. The transcript has a single exon. Gene Ontology annotation, biological process: G protein-coupled receptor signaling pathway. Gene Ontology annotation, molecular function: G protein-coupled receptor activity; olfactory receptor activity. The record is from RefSeq and is a predicted model, not a curated record. Lineage: Eukaryota; Metazoa; Chordata; Mammalia; Primates; Indriidae. Gene Ontology annotation, cellular component: membrane.
GUCUUCAGGACUUGAGACUGGUGCCAUCUUGGUCUGCCAUGAUCAUUUCCAACCUGAGCAGUUACAACGCAGGACUCUUCAUCCUGGUGGGGAUCCCAGGCCUGGAGCAAUUCCAUGUGUGGAUUGGGAUUCCCUUCUGCAUCAUCUACAUCGUAGCCAUUAUGGGAAACUGUAUCCUUCUCUACCUCAUUGCAAUGGAGCGUAGCCUUCACGAACCCAUGUUCUUCUUUCUCUCUAUGCUGGCCAUGACUGACCUCGUCUUGUCCACAGCUGGUGUGCCUAAAACACUCAGUAUCUUUUGGCUGGGGGCUCGAGAAAUCACAUUCCCAGGGUGCCUUACACAAAUGUUCUUCCUCCACUAUAGCUUUGUCCUGGAUUCAGCCAUUCUGAUGGCCAUGGCAUUUGAUCGCUACGUGGCCAUCUGUUCUCCCUUGAGAUACACCACCAUCUUGACCCACAAAACCAUCAUCAAGAUUGUGGUGGGCAUUGCCUUUCGAAGCUUCUGCAUCAUCCUGCCAGACGUAUUUUUGCUGACACGCCUGCCUUUUUGCAGGACACGCAUCAUUCCCCACACAUACUGUGAGCAUAUAGGUGUUGCCCGGCUCGCUUGUGCUGAUAUCUCCAUCAACAUCUGGUAUGGCUUUUGUGUUCCCAUCAUGACAGUCAUCUCAGAUGCUGUGUCCUACACCCUCAUCCUCUGUGCUGUCUUUCGCCUCCCCUCCCGAGAAGCCCGCCAGAAAGCCCUUGGCACCUGUGGUUCCCAUGUCUGUGUCAUCCUCGUGUUCUAUACACCUGCCUUUUUCUCCAUCCUUGCCCAUCGCUUUGGACACAAUGUCUCCCACACUUUCCACAUCAUGUUUGCCAACCUGUACAUUGUUAUCCCACCUGCACUCAACCCCAUUGUGUAUGGAGUGAAGACCAAGCAGAUCAGAGAUAAAGUCAUACUUUUGUUCUCUACCAAGGGUAUGGAAUGAUGUUCCACUGGGCGAUGGACAAGCCAGGAAAAGUUCAUGGUGUACAGAAAUGUGGCAAGAAUGAAGAAGCAAAUGCUAU